AAACCUUCACAGAAGUUUCAGUCUUCAUUCUUUAAACACUCAAAGUAAAGUUGUUUUGUUACUCACAGCCUGCUGUUGCCUGUUUCCUUUUCACGAGGGUUGGAUGUUUUCCUCCUCAGUCACAUUCACAAUGAUCUGGAACUUUCAAAAUCUCGAGCAUGUCUGCUAUUUUCAGGGAAUGUUGUGUCCACUUUUCAAAGUCUUGUGUUCCAAGUCAGUUUGUCUUCAGUGCCUCUGCCUUCUUUUCUUUGUAAUCUCCAUUUUCACCUUUUAUCAUUUACAUUUUGCAACAUUUCCAUCCCUCUUCCUUAAUGCAGUCUUUCAUCUUUGCCUCCGGCGUCUCUCACAUCAUGCACAGUCUCUUCCUGUUUUUCAUCCUUUCAGUGUUCCUGCCGGCGGACACGGCCCACUCUGUGCUGCGGCGGCUGCGCAGGGCUAACUUCAUGCUGGAGGAGCUGAAGCAGGGCAAUAUCCAGAGGGAAUGCCGUGAGGAGAUCUGUACCUACGAGGAGGCCCGCGAGGCCUUUGAGAAUGAUGAAAAGACGAGGCGGUUCUGGGAGGAAUAUGUCCGUGAGAGUAGUCCGUCUGGAGGGCUGGAGACCGUGGUGGGUGGAGUCCACUCUCUCUACUUGAUCGUGCCGCUGCUGCUGAUCUUGUUCAUCAUCGCCACCGUCGGCAUCACGGUCUGGCGCUGCCACUCCCGCAAACGCUCUCGACGCAGCCCCAGCUUGGGACACUCUUCUCAUCACGACCACGUCCUGUCGGUAGUCUCUAUGGACCAUUGGGGGAGAGAUUACCACCACGGUGACCAAUCAGAACUCAGCGGCCACAGCAGCCCAGUUUAUCCAGGCUCGGAGAUCACAUCAGUCAGAGGAAGUGCUGGAGACCCACCGCCCUCAUACGAAGAGGCUGUAGGUCAUACGGAUGUGCAGAUCGAGACGGAGCCGCCUCCACAGUACGAGGACAUAGUCACCACCACCACCACCACCACCAGCAGCAGUAGCGUCACUGGCCAUGGGACGUAAACCUGCCUUUCGCCAACGCUCUAACAAAAGCCCCGAGUUCCACUAAGAUCUCAUCAUGUAGCAAUUCUACUCUUGUGAUGUCACCAGCCUUCCUUAUCCCACACAAACAAGAAACAGUAACAACUGUACUGUGGAAUAAUGCAAUAUUUGCAUGAGUCAGCGCUGCUGAAUUUUGCACUAACCUUUAUUUAGUGAGGUGAUGUGAUGGCAGGAACGAUCAAAUGACCGCAGCACCGAUACCGAGCGACAAUUCUACUGAAUUUUCUGGCAGUGAAUCAGUGGUCCAAUUCAGACCUGGUAUUACAGAUCUGUUCUGAGUGAUCCCAGUGUUAAAGUACAGGAGCAGCUGUUCCCACCUGGCUUUGAAACGUGUCCCAGUUUUGCUUCUGUGACCACGUGAGGAUCUGGAGCUGGCCUCCCUCGCUCUGUUGGCAAAGACAACAAAACUAUAGUUUAAAGCCCUUCUAAUGCAAACAGAAUAAGGUUUUAACAUUUGUUUGUGUGUAUUUACUGCACCAUGUGAGUGCAGUUAGCCUAGCACAGUGCUAACCCAACCCAUUGUGCGAGCAGCUAGAUGUAAAACCAAAGAGUGGGAACGACUGGCUGACUUGUUUGUAGUGGAAAAGAAUAGAAACCAUAAUUACCUGCUUUUCAGUGGUGUAACGUUAGAGGACUGUCGAGUAGAACGGCAUGAAAUUGUGUGAUUAGUGUCUGUUCCCACAGUUCUUCUAAUUCAGAGAGGCGUAGCCUUAACGCUGUUCUCAUAUGAAAUGACAAUUGAACAAGAAUUACAAAAAGAGGUCACGUGGUCAACAGUUGCAGUCACACGUGAUCGGAUCACUCAGGAUGGACUCUCCGUAGAACCAGGUCUGAAGCUGUUCCACCCGUCACUCUAUGGUUUAUGUUGCAAAUCCCUUAACUACGCAAACAAACCAAAUGUUGCGUUCAACUGAAGGAUAAACCCGUUAGGUCUGUUAUUGGCCACAGGGGUUGGACCAGUGCUUUAUUAUUGGCUAAAAUCUUUGCACCAUAGACACUUGACGUAAGCUUCUGCUGCGCUCUGUUAAAUGUUUGAAUCAUUUCUUCCACUGAUAGACCUUAGUCUUCAUCUUGACAUGGUCUUGCAUAUGCAACAUUUAUUAUUUUCAUGGCUGACACAUGCACUUAGGAACGCCAUUGAGCAGCAAAUGAAGCUGAUUAGAUGAACGUAUUCUAAACACAGUUACUGCUGUUUAUUUUAGAUGCAUUAGACCAGAAAAUAAAGCACUGGCCCAACGUUAGUUCACUCGAAUGUUUCUGUGAAGGUCACAGAUUCUAUACGAGCUGCUAAAUUACAUAUCUGAAUGUGAGCUUUUUAUUUUAGUAAUGCAUGCAGCUCGUUCUGAACACUAAAUGUUGGCCACCUCUUGUUUAAUGCUCCCUGGUUCUCGUCCAGGUCAGGGCCGCUGAUGGUUGCUCAGAACCUGCUUUAACUGUGAAAAAAAAAAAAAAACUCUGCUUAAGCAUCUGUAAGUGUGUUAAAUGUGCUGCUUAUAGUUGUUUGCUGUGGUAUUUUUUUUGUUGAAAGCACACCAAGGAUUCUUUAAAUAGGUUUGCAGCUCAGUGUUAAUUUUGAAGUGACUUGCACAGAAAUACGGGACAGGAGGCAAUAGAGACAAACUUACAGGGGGGGGGGGGUGAGAGUAGGAGGAGCUAAGCUGGUGAAGUGUCACCGUAGAUGGACAGAGUCUAUGUUCAGUUGUAAAGUAGCUGUGUAUAAAUAUGUACAGUGUGUGUAUAAUAAUGAGAUUGAUUAUACCUGAUAGGAAACUCAGUGAUACUAAAUGGACGUACGUAGUUGCCAAGUUGUGAAUCUAAGACGGCACUUUGUGUUUAAAAAGGUGAUGAUUGACAGGUUCAGAGCGACCUGAAGAGCAGCAGCGUAAUCCUGUGGAAGAAGACGAGUUCACAAUCUUUAUGCAAUUGAAGCCAAAUGCUUAUCACAGCCUCUGACGUUGACUGACAAAAAUGUCACAUUACACCUCAGAAACUUCCGCACUGGUUAGUUCUCUUUUUGAGUUGAACCUCAGCACUUGCUUCGACCUUGAACUGAGGUGUGAAAGGUGUUUCAGUUUGGUCAGAAGAACUAUUACUUACAGAGCCCUGUUUUUACAAUGCCUUAUCAAAACGACAAAAUGUUAUACUUUAAAGCAAAAGAACUUGUUACAAGUCAUUAUCUGCAAAUGCUUGAAUUAAUUUGUAAUAAAACAUUAUAAAAU
Messenger RNA from Cynoglossus semilaevis (tongue sole), 3283 nucleotides. It is a transcript of the gene prrg1, whose product is annotated as proline rich Gla (G-carboxyglutamic acid) 1. Gene Ontology annotation, cellular component: extracellular region. Lineage: Eukaryota; Metazoa; Chordata; Actinopteri; Pleuronectiformes; Cynoglossidae. The record is from RefSeq and is a predicted model, not a curated record. Bases 312 to 1025 code for a protein of 237 amino acids. Gene Ontology annotation, molecular function: calcium ion binding. The transcript has 2 exons.